Molecule: messenger RNA, 6176 nt
Organism: Misgurnus anguillicaudatus (oriental weatherfish)
Lineage: Eukaryota; Metazoa; Chordata; Actinopteri; Cypriniformes; Cobitidae
Gene: asxl1
Product: ASXL transcriptional regulator 1
Biological process (GO): positive regulation of transcription by RNA polymerase II; animal organ morphogenesis
Cellular component (GO): PR-DUB complex
Molecular function (GO): DNA binding; peroxisome proliferator activated receptor binding; chromatin binding
Source: RefSeq, a predicted model, not a curated record
CCGUCAGAUGCGUCAGAUGAGCCGUGGCUGUAUGAGCGAGUAAAGAGGGGGAUGGGAAGGAUUGUUUUUGUGUUGCAUUCCUGCAGUGUGUUUGACCUUUGACCUCGUUGUUGUGUUCUCCUCGUCUUGCAUUCCAAAGUGAGGAUUUCCUGCAGUAUGCCAAAGGCGUUAGUAGUGGCUGCUGGGGCUUGCCUGUUCUCUGCCCUGCCUAUGUUUACCACAAUCUAACCACCAGUACGUUACAAAAACUCCUCGGACUGCGCACACAUCGCUUCUGCUGCUCUGCAACAGCAACGGAUUACCUUUUUGAUAAGUGUUUUAACGGAAACGCGAAUAGAUUUUCAUCUUGAGAGUCGAAGGAAAUUAAAGACCUUUUAGCUAGCCUAGCACGCUAGCGGGUUUGCCGUAUAUCACGCACGCGUUUCAUAUCCGCCGACUAGAGCUGAGCCUUCUGCAGAAAACCCGCAGCCGCGAGACAACGUUGAGGAAAUGAAGGACAAACAAAAGAGAAAGAAGGAGCGUACAUGGGCAGAAGCAGCUCGUAUGGUUCUGGAGAACUUUUCCGAUGCCCCAAUGACACCUAAACAGAUUCUGCAUGUCAUCCAAACAAAGGGGCUCAAAGAAAUGAGGUCUGGUAAAACCCCACUGGCCUGCCUGGUCACCAUGCUUCACUCUCAGGUCAGAGGAGAUCGAGUUAAGAACAGUAUUUUUUUCAAGCUGCCUGGAAGGAUGAGCCUGUUUACCUUAAAGAAAAAUGCCCUACAGUGGACAAAGAGCCCGACAGCAGGUGAAUCUGGAGAUAUGGCCGGCACGCCGACAUCAUCCACGGCAGCAGCAGAAGGGGUGGAGCAGGAGAGCUGUGACUCCACGGAGACGGCUGCUGCUAGUGGUGAAAAUGAUGCCUCUGUGGAUGAGACCUCUUCCAGUGCAUCUUGCUCCACAGAACCACAGACCAGACUGAGUCGCUCCUCACAGUCAGGCAGGCAGAGGAAGAAAGCUGUGAUGAUGCCCCGUGUAGUGCUCACUCCUCUCAAGGUCAACGGGGAACACGUCCCAUCAGGAGCAGCGGGGAGGCGCAGGGAAGGUUCUAGGGGGGGUCCAGGCCCCGCUCUCCGUACCCGCUCGGAGCUGGGCUGGAAACGCACCCAGCACUUCAAGAGCAUGCGUGGCCUUCGUUCAGGUCCAAUGAAGAGAAACCGAGGAGGUGUGGAGGUGGAUUUCGAGACACCUGGCUCAAUCUUGGUCAACACGAACAUUCGUGCUCUCAUCAACACACGCACGUUUGCUGCUUUCCCCUCUCAUUCCCAGCAGCAACUUCUUCAGCUUCUCCCUGAAGUCGACAGACAGGUUGGCCCUGAUGGUCUUGCUCGGCUAAGCAGCUCAGCGCUCAAUAAUGAAUUCUUCACUCAUGCAUCUCAAAGCUGGAAAGAGCGGCUAGCUGAGGGUGAGUUCACACAUGAGAUGCAGGUUCGCUUCAGGCAAGAGAUGGAAAAGGAGAAGAAAGUAGAGGCAUGGAAGGAGAAAUUCUUUGAGGAGUACCAUGGCCAAAGGUCUGGCCUGACUAGAGAGGAAUCAUUAAAGCUCACAAUGAGUGAUCCAGGAGAUGUUGCAGGGGCAGUUCUAGAGUCGAGCUCUGCCGCAGUGGCUACACCCAAAAGACGAAGUGUUGGAAGAAGACGGAGGGAGGGCCGUAUCAGACGGCGUUCACGGGCUGACCUCAGACGUAGGGCUCGACGCACCCUUAGCAAAACACCGGCUGCCCCUGUACCAUCAGCAGAACCAACAGAAAGCAACAUACCUGCAGACAUUGUACCAUCAGUUGCAUCACCAGUCCCAGAAGCCACAACCGUUCAGGGAGAAGUGGUCCUCCAAACAGAACUUGGACUGGAAGGUCCGGAAGAAAACCUUUCUGUAGAGGAGGUGCCCUCCCCUGUUCCUGUACCUACCCCUCCUCCAGCCUCCGCAAGCUCAACCUGCGACGAACCAGAAGUAGAACCAGAAGCUGCUAUACCCCCGUUGCCUGAAGUAGCUGAGCCAGUUGUUGCAUCCACAUCCUCUCCUUCCUCUUCCUCCUCUUCAACAUCGUCGUCAUCAUCCCCUUCUUCAUCUCCCUCCUCUGCCUCAGACAGACAGGCCUUUGUUGCAAGUUCAGACUCUUCUUCUUCCUCCUCCUCCUCCUCUUCCACUGCUGCUGUUGUCACUGACCCACUGGAUGAUGAAGCUUCAGUCAUUACCACUGGCACAGCAGGCACAGGUGCAAGCAGCAGAGAGAGCAGCCCAGCAGCCAGUCCCUCCACAGCAAGCCCAGCUAUUCAGCUCAAAGAGCAAAAGAGGAGGCCAGACGAGUCCCAGGCCUUCACCAGCUUUCCCGAGAAAAGGGCGCGGCUGGAUGAGCGUCAGUCCUUUCGUAACACAGUUGACUGUGUGCACUCAGAAAAGCCACAGCCUACAACAGAGGAGCCCAAGGUCCCGCCAAUCCGGAUACAGCUGUCCCGGAUCAAACCGCCCUGGGUCAAGGGGCCGCCAACGUACCAAAUCUGUCCCCGCAUCGUCCCCCCCAACGAAGGGUCGCGGCGCUCUGGGACGGGGGCGCGCACCCUGGCGGACAUCAAGGCCCGUGCCCAGCAAGCCCGUGCCCAGCGGGAAGCCGCUGCUGCUGUUGCAGCCUCUGGGGAUGGGGGAGGGCCUGGGGGGAGCGGCGCGGGGGGUGGUACUGGGAUACCGGAUCGCUCCAGCGGGAGGCGUUCGAGAGAGCACCCAGGUCCCAUUGAACCAGGAGGAGGAGGAGGAGGAAGAGUUGAAUUGGAGGACCAGGAAUCGCCUGCAAGCUCUCAUUCGUCUGGAUCACAACUACAGUUAUCCAGUGUAGAUUCAUCAGAUCAGCCUCAGGCCUCUACCCCACUGACCGCACCAUCUCCCUCAUCUGUGUCUUCAAACCAAUCUCUGCCACCAUCAGAGUCUCCGAAAACUCUUACACUAUCACCACCUGCAACGGACAGUCCUGUGUCCCAAGACCAGGUUGAGGAUAUUUGUGGAGUGGAAGAGGUGACUGCCUGCCCAAGUGACAAAGCCUCAGAACAGACCUUAGACACCCCAGUGCCUACGCCAAGUGAGCCAGAGUCGUUUUGCAGUCAUCAAGAAGGGAGAGGCGAGGAGUCCAGUGAGAGUAGAACAACUACCCCUAUCUGUACCUCAUCAUCAAAUGAUGCCAUUUCUUUAGUGCCCACCUCUAUACCAGAUUCGCUGCCAAGAUUUGGUGCCCAGGGUGUGGAUGUCAUCAGGACCCUGGCAGCUUCUUCUCAACCCUGGGAAGGUGAACAGAAUAGUGGUGAGCACCACCCAGGGACAACUGGAGUUAUCCAGCAUGGCUCAGACUUGAAAUUUCCCAAAGAGACAGUUGUUACGGCCCAAAAUGGAUGGGUAGAAAAUAAUGAAGAGCAUUCUGUGAGAGAGGGAUUGUUACAUGAACAUAAGAACGGGGGAAGUGAUGCUGAUGCCAAGUAUGAAUCAAACUCUCUACCCUGUCUACCAGGUAAUCCUGGUGAGGAAGACACUGGAGUACACAGUGAUUCAACAGAGACUGCAUCAGAUUUUGAAAAUGAAACUCAAGAAGAUGAAGCACUAGACUGGCCUCCAACACGAAUGGAUGGUAACGGCAUGCAGGCUCAGAAUACAAAAUUACAGAAUCAACCUGUCAUUCAGAACCCAAACUGUCUUCCUUCAUCAGUGUUAAAUCCUCCCCAACACCAGCAACCAGUUAUACAAGCCCAUGUAUCUAACCCCACCAAUACUCAAACUGUCAUUCAAGCUCGCUUUCCUAAUGGUUUGCCAAACCAGCCAGUGAUUCAGCCUCUUAAGCAGCAUACAAUUUGCACCCCUGCCAUAAACCAUGUUCAAGACAAAACUGCCACUGUCCCCUCUCAAGCCCAAGUACAAGCAUAUCUGUCACAAGUAGAAAGGGACCAAAUCCGAAAUCUACGGCUGAAUGAUAACAGCAAUGGUAGUAAACUGUUUGUCCAGACAGAAGAUGAAACCAGAGUUCUCAGCAGAGGGCCUGUAGAGGAUUAUGGAUUAAAAAACUCUGCACUUACUCCAUCUGGCAGAAGAGUUCAAGGUUUAUCUCGGACAGUUUCGUCCGUAGAGGCCAACAAUCCUCUUGUCACCCAGCUUCUUCAAGGCAGCCUACCUUUAGAGAAGGUCUUACCCCAACCUCACUCUGUCAGCAAACUGGAAAUAAAUCGACUCCCAGGUGCCCUUGCAGGUAAUUCAGCCAGUCUUCAACCUGGGGGACCUCCAAGAAACCCAGGUUUACGUUUUAGAGGCCCAUCUGAGACAGGAGGGCCCACGGAACCUGGUAACUCUGAGUUUCAGCACAAAGCGGCAUCAGCUCGAGUGUCUCCUGGACCCAUUCGGAACUUUGGAUCUUCUCCACCGGGUUCUGCUUCUUCACGAAUGGCUUGCUUGUUUGAGGAAAUUAACACAAGAUCCACAAAUCAGUUUGGUCCACAACAACUAGGAGGGGCAGUGCCCCCAGGAGCAGUACCUGUCAUAACAUCCCUCCCCACAAACUCUUCUGCCAGGGCCUCAAAGGAUACAAACUCUCAGAAUACUUCAGUUUAUGAAUCAGCUGUCAUUAAAGAGCACCCUGGACCUCAGCCUCAACGGGGUGAAACUCAGGAGAGGCCGGCUAGCUUUCAACAGCAUCCUAACAAUCUCUCCCAGUCUGUGUUAAGAACCACACCCGAUGCUCCCUCGCCUCCACAUGGAGACCUUUGUCCUUCUGAGGUUGUACCUACUGUCAAGAUUAACUGGCGCCCAUCCAAACCCCAACCACCUCAGACAUAUCAGCAACAGCUCUCUCCUAUAGCUACAGUUAAAAAUGAGGUCUCAUUGCGUCCCUCGUGCCAACAAGCUCUUGCCAAAAAUUCACCUGCUCCUAUUAGUGGCAGUACUACAUCUGUUGUAAUAACCAAAAAGGAGGUUCUGAACACUCUGGACAAUUUUCAUGGAGGUGGGGGAGGAGGUGGAGCUAUUGAAGGACUACUAAAUAUGGAAAUGUCUCUUAGCAGAAUGGCCAAGAAAGAACAAGUAAAAAAUACCUAUGCCCGCCAAACAGACACCUCAGUCUCCCCGAUCUCCUCCUCCCCUUCCUCAUCUGCCUCUAAUCUACCAUAUCAGCUAUAUGGCAAGCUACCAAAACUCCAGCAGAGUGGUGGUGGAAUCAGCAGUGGGUCCUCAACCAGCUUCAGUUAUACGGCUAACGUUUCUGUGGUGGACGGUAGUGGCUUCUCUCGAAGUUUAGCUGACGGUGUGUUGCAGAUAAGGCCACGCAUGAGUGUAAACAGUGGUGGAGUUCAGAAUGCCACACUUAGCAUUCAGGCCUUUGCAGACAGUGCUGCAGAGGAAGUGGCUCUAAAGUGUUCCUGUCGACUUAAGGCCAUGAUCAUGUGCCAGGGCUGUGGUGCUUUCUGCCAUGAUGAUUGCAUUGGCCCCUCCAAACUGUGUGUAUCAUGUCUGGUGGUCAGAUAGUUCGAUGCAGCUUCUCCAUACUGAGCCCAUUGGUCAGAGCAAAUGCGUUGGCUAUUUCAGACAUUCUAGUCCUUUGUUGGUGGUUAGAUACCACAGGAAGUCUCGGACUCUGGUGAGCACAUAAGAGGCAGGACUCUUGAGUAUUGAAAUACAGUAGGGCUGGAAGAUUACUUGUAAGAUAAAACAGUCUGUAUUUUUGUUGCAUAUUUUUUCUAUUGCUGUUAUGGUGUUAUUAUUAUUAUGAUCACAAUAAUAUUGUUAUUAUUAUUAUUAUUAUUAUUAUUGGUAUUAUUACGUGAAUAUACAUGGCACAGUUGAUUGUAAAUUGUGCCUUUCUUUUCCCCAACAAAACAUUUACCUCAUCUACUUUGACACCAGUCAUCAGUUCAGUGUGAAGAUGGUGACGUUACUGUUUGUUUUCUUCUCCGGACGCCUCUCUGUAAAGAGAGCUUUGAGAGAAUUUUGUGUGUUAUGUCUUGCAAAGAAAUAUUUUUUUAAUCAUUAAACAAGAAAGUGACAUUUGUUAUUUUGUAAGUGAAUUCACUUUUUUGGUUUUCAUUUUUUAUUUACUUAUCCAAAGUGAAGUCCAGUCUGUACUUGGCAGUUAAGCACAGUAUUCAAAUCUAAUAAAGCUGAAACAGAGCGGA